AUGAUUCUUAUUAAACUGCAAAACAAUCUUGUUGGUAUCUUACUCUAUUAUUUUAGUAGGAGAAAAAGAAAAAAAUAAUAAGAAAUGCAUUUGCGCGGUAAUGUCCAACACUCGAUGGGCGGAGCAUAGUAUUAUACAUCACAUCCGGUUUUAAGAGCGAUCUGUGAUUGGAUAGUCUCUUUGUGGUUUCUGUUUUAGUGAUGCCUGUGUCCCAGCCAGUGCGUGCCAAGAGUUUGUUACGCGCAAACUUAGAAAAUUCUCGCGGGCGACUUUUGCAGAGCAGAAUGCCAAACAUCAAAGUCUUCAGUGGCACAUCACAUCCAGAUUUGGCUCAACGCAUUGUUGACAGACUUGGUAUUGACAUUGGAAAGAAUUUUUAUAAUAAUUAUAUUUAUUUUGUUUAUGAUUCUGUUAGCGUGGAAAUAGGAGAAUCCGUUCGUGGAGAAGAUGUAUACAUUGUUCAAAGUGGAAGCGGAGAAGUCAAUGACAAUUUAAUGGAGUUAUUGAUUAUGAUCAAUGCAUGCAAAAUUGCUUCUGCAUCUAGAGUCACUGCUGUAAUUCCUUGUUUCCCGUAUGCAAGACAAGAUAAGAAGGAUAAGAGUCGUGCACCUAUUUCAGCAAAAUUAGUAGCAAAUAUGUUGUCAGUAGCAGGAGCUGAUCACAUUAUUACGAUGGAUUUGCAUGCUAGUCAAAUACAAGGAUUUUUUGACAUUCCAGUUGACAAUUUAUUUGCUGAACCAGCUGUUUUAAAGUGGAUUAAAGAAAAUAUUAUAGAAUGGCGAAAUAGUAUCAUUGUUUCUCCAGAUGCUGGUGGUGCUAAAAGGGUAACAUCUAUUGCUGACCGAUUAAAUGUUGAAUUUGCUCUUAUACAUAAAGAAAGGAAAAAGGCAAAUGAAGUUGCUAGUAUGGUAUUAGUUGGAGAUGUAAAAGACAGAGUUGCUAUUUUAGUAGACGAUAUGGCCGACACUUGUGGUACUAUUUGUCAUGCAGCAGAAAAACUUCUAGAAGCUGGAGCAACGAAAGUAUAUGCUAUAUUAACACAUGGCAUUUUCAGUGGCCCAGCAAUUAGUAGAAUUAAUAAUGCUUGUUUUGAAGCUGUGGUAGUAACAAAUACCAUUCCUCAAGAUGGCCAUAUGAAGGAUUGCCCAAAGAUACAGGUAAUUGAAAAAUUGUACAUAACUAAUAUAUAUUUAAUAUUAUUAUUUAUGAUUAUACAGUAAUAAUAUAUAAAACUUCUAUGUUUAUAUAUUUAGUGUAUUGAUGUAUCAAUGAUGUUUGCUGAAGCUGUAAGGCGAACUCAUAAUGGUGAAUCUGUAUCGUACCUGUUUUCAAAUGUACCGUAUUAG
Molecule: messenger RNA, 1346 nt
Organism: Heterotrigona itama
Lineage: Eukaryota; Metazoa; Arthropoda; Insecta; Hymenoptera; Apidae
Source: the annotation of a GenBank genome assembly